Molecule: messenger RNA, 1380 nt
Organism: Phytophthora infestans T30-4
Lineage: Eukaryota; Oomycota; Peronosporomycetes; Peronosporales; Peronosporaceae
Product: Amino Acid/Auxin Permease (AAAP) Family
Exons: 2
Coding region: 1-1380 (459 amino acids)
Biological process (GO): amino acid transmembrane transport
Cellular component (GO): vacuolar membrane
Molecular function (GO): amino acid transmembrane transporter activity
Source: RefSeq, a predicted model, not a curated record
AUGGCCAAGCAACCGUUUUUCACGUUCGAGGACGCCAAGUUCUCCUUCAGCCUGUUUUGUUGCAUGUGCGGCGUCGGUACGCUAAGUAUGCCGGCAAACUUCGCUCGUGCUGGGCCGGUUUUGGGGUUCUGCGCUACAGUUUUCAUGGCUUUUGCAAAUAUCUACUCCUCGGUUGCCUUGUCCAAGGUGCUUCUGCUCGCCCCCAACUCCGUCAACACCUUCAGCGAUCUCGGUGAAUGGUGCAUGGGAAAGACUGGACGAUGGUUGUGCGUCGUCUCACAGAUGGGUUCCUGCUUACUCAUGCCGUGUGUGUUCUUGGUGCUAGGCGGCGGCCUGCUCGACGGUCUGUUCCCCAAUGCAUGGGACACAACGACGUGGAUCAUCCUCAUGACCAUUACCGUACUGCCGCUUGCUCUGGUGCCCACCCUAAAGGAGGGUGCUGGUGCCGCUUUCGCCGGUUGCAUGGGAACGCUUAUUGCCGAUGCUCUGGGUAUUGCAAUCGUGGCCCACGGCAUGCGCGACCACCCGGCCGUGCCUUCUCCCGAGCUGAGUCUGUCCCAGGUCGCCGGUGCGUUCGGCAGUCUCGCUAUGGGCUUCGGUGCCGGCAUUGUCCUUUCGGAUGUGCAGCGGCAGCACAGCGACCCGAGCCGCAUGCCCCGUGUUGUCACCGUCACCAUGGUCUUCAUUAUGUGCAUGCUGCUGAUUCUUGGAUUCGUGCCGUACUUCUCGGUCGGUUGCCAGGUGUCAGGCAACCUGUUGUACGUCAUCUACCCAGACGCUGCGACCGGCCUCACCACCUUGGGUUUCGCUCCUAAGUGGGGUACCGUUGUGCUGGCGUAUCUAGCCAUGCAGAUGCACGUGACCAUAGCUUUCUCCGUUCUGAUCAACCCGGCCUUCUACAUCGCCGAGCGUCUGGAUGUUAGCGCGACGUCCAGUCGCCGUUCGCGGACGUCCGUGUUCCCUCUUACGGGGGAGGUUAACAACAACCACGAGCUCGAGGCUGCAGAGUACCGUGGCGCCAACGCGAUCAAGUACAUCGUACUCCGUCUCUGUAUUAUCGUUGUACUGGUGAUUCUGUCCAUUAUCUUUAAGGACCACUUCUCGGACUUUGUCGACUUUGUGGGCGCCUCGGCUAUCACGGCGAACUGCAUCGUCCUGCCGACGAUCUUCUACCUCAUCAAGACGUGGGAACAUGUCCCGAUCUACGAGAAGUUCGGUGCUGGUGUUGUCAUUGUUGUGUGUACUGUGCUUGGCUGCUACUCGACUUACACCGCCAGCAAAAACCUGUUUGCUCCGUCCGACUCGGACACACUGUUCCCGUACUGUGAUGCCAAGUUCCAGGACACUGUGUUCUACAACCAAACAGCCGUGUCAUCUUAG